This is a messenger RNA of Helicoverpa armigera (cotton bollworm), 1521 nucleotides long. RefSeq lists its product as uncharacterized. Gene Ontology annotation, biological process: chemosensory behavior; male courtship behavior; sensory perception of taste. Gene Ontology annotation, cellular component: neuronal cell body; dendrite; membrane. The transcript is spliced from 4 exons. The coding region runs from base 382 to 1521 and encodes 379 amino acids. The record is from RefSeq and is a predicted model, not a curated record. Lineage: Eukaryota; Metazoa; Arthropoda; Insecta; Lepidoptera; Noctuidae.
GUGCUCUUUUUAAAAGCGCGCGUCGCUACAACCCGUUACAGUAAUAUCUGGCCGCUAUUAAUUUUGCACCACAACGCUACGGUUGAUGAGCUCUCAACCGAGCUCAGCUAAAAUAAUUAACAAUGUCUCGAUUAUUGUGGUUUUGUCCUCAUCAUUAUUUUCAGCUAAAGCGCACUUUAUUAUAUUAGACUACAGGGUUAUUUCCAAUGCAAACAAUUAAUUUAAAACCAUCACUUUCAUUAGACAAUUUGAUUAAAAACAAACAUCUGAUUGUAUCAUUACUUAACGACUUUUACAAACAGUGUAGUAGUUUACGUUCUACGCGACAGACGCACACAGCUCAUCUAUCGAUAAUAACAACUUGUUUGAAAACAGUUCAAAAUGAGAAAACUGAAUCUCACUCCGUUAAAGUAUCUUUUGAUCAUAGAGAAUUUGACGUGUGUGUUCAGAAAUUAUUUGUGUCUAAGAAAAUGCACGCGUUGUCUCGUUACCAUCUGGGUAGUUUUCGAAACGGGUCACAUGUUCUUUAAUGUUUACUACAAUAUCGUGCACGGACAAAAUGCAGAAUUAAAAGCUCAGCGGAUAUAUUUCUUCUCUUCAACAGCAUUCUCCAUAUACGUCAUGACAUCCUCGUUAUAUUUCUCGAAAAGAUUUUACAAACUGCUCUCAAAUUUUGACGAAUUUUACAAUAUUUUCGAAGAUGAUGUUUACAAUAAAAAAAUGAAAAGAGCACAAAAAGUUAUGAUAUGGAUGGUGGUUUUAUUUUGUGGUAUAAAAUUAUUAGUCUUUUAUAUAAUGCAAGUAAAGUCAGAGGAUUUGGAAAAUGGAUUGGUUUCUAACACUGUAUCGGAGUACAGCGUCACCGUGAAUGAUUUUCGCUACAUAUUCCAGUAUUUUAUAUUGGAUUGUAUUUUGUUGAUUGUGGCCGAGCAGCUGCGAGCUAUCUCGCGAUCAAUAGACAGCGAGUUGUCCACUAUGAUGGAAAAUCAGAGGAAUGUCGGACACGUGGAAGGACUGCCUCGUGUUGUGUUAAAUUACGAGAAGAUAAACAAAUGGGCGCAAGCAUACGAGAGUAUUAACGAGAGCACACACUUGUGCAACUCAAUGUUCAGUGUACAGUUGACUAUCAUGCUGUUGAUAGUGACCGCGUAUUACAUAAUAUUGUUGUAUUCCAUUGCUAUCAUAACCGUCGAGGGUGUUCACACGGUGAAGACGCUGGUGAUGAACCUGUUCUCGAUGUCAGUGUUCCUGCUGGCGCUGCUGGUGAUAUCCCGCGCUGGACAGAAGAUACAGAACAGUUCACAACAGCUGCGACAGAGAUUGUGCGAGCUCUGUGUGCAUACGCUUGGAAAUGAAGAAUACUACAAACUAGCGAAAGAUCUGCUCCGCUGCGUGCGCACGCGGCCCGUCCGGAUCCACGUGUUCGGCACUUUGGACGUCAACAUGUCAAUGCUACCUUCCAUCGUCGUCUUAUUUACUUCCUACACAGUUAUAGCACUGCAGUUCAAUAAUGUAUUGUAA